AUGGCCGCUAAGUCGGAUGGAGCAGCGGUGUCUGUGGAAGAUGACAACCCGCCCAGGAGCCUCUCGGAGCCGGGGAACCCCUCCGCCGGGCCCCGCUGCUCCUCCACCGCGGGGAAGCCGUUCACGCCGCUGGACUGCUGCUGGGUCCUCUGCGCGCUGCUCGUCUUCUUCUCGGACGGCGCCACGGACCUGUGGCUGGCCGCGGACUACUACCUGCGCGGGGACCUGUGGUGGUUCGGGCUGACGCUGGUGUUCGUCGUGGUUCCGUCCGCGGUGGUGCAGGUUCUCAGCUUCCGCUGGUUCGUGUACGACUACUCGGAUCUGAGCGGCAGCGGCGACGGUGCGGCGAGCGGCGGCGGCGGGGACGGCGCGGGAGCGGCAGAUGCGGCAGGUGCGGGAGCGGCAGGCGCGGCAGCCCCAGCUUGCGACGCAUUCAGCACCAAGGACAGCGACCAGCGCGGAGCGGGGACCGGGAACGACGCGAACACGAGUCCGGGUCUCGCGUCCUCUGCUCGGCCGCAGCCGGAGGAACGAGCCCGCUCCCCGCGGAGCUGCUGCACCGUGUGCAUGUGGCUCUUCCAAUCCGUGCUACACCUCCUGCAGCUGGGGCAGGUCUGGAGGUAA
Pleuronectes platessa (European plaice) is the source of this 624-nucleotide messenger RNA. Its product is annotated as XK-related protein 7-like. Gene Ontology annotation, cellular component: plasma membrane. The transcript has a single exon. The coding region runs from base 1 to 624 and encodes 207 amino acids. NCBI's taxonomy places the organism in Eukaryota, Metazoa, Chordata, Actinopteri, Pleuronectiformes, Pleuronectidae. The record is from RefSeq and is a predicted model, not a curated record. Gene Ontology annotation, biological process: phosphatidylserine exposure on apoptotic cell surface; apoptotic process involved in development; engulfment of apoptotic cell.